Rotaria sordida is the source of this 954-nucleotide messenger RNA. NCBI's taxonomy places the organism in Eukaryota, Metazoa, Rotifera, Eurotatoria, Philodinida, Philodinidae. The record is from the annotation of a GenBank genome assembly.
AUGUAUCUCGGCUGGAUUGAUUAUGGAGUGUUAGUUAUUCUUUUGGGUUUAUCAGCAAUUAUUGGCAUCUAUCAUGGUUGUAUUCGGUCAAAACAAUUAUCUACUAAGGAAUUUCUUAUUGCUGAUGGACAAAUGAAAGUAUUACCUACUGCAAUGAGUUUCUUAGCUAGUGUACUGUCCGCAGCAACUUUACUUGGAGGUCCAGUUGAAACUUAUGCAUAUGGGACAAUGUAUCUUUAUUGGAUUUUCGCUGCGCUUAUUGGUACUUACUUUACAGUAACUUUAUUUAUUCCAAUGUUUCAUCAAAUAGGAAAUUAUAGUGUAUAUGCUUAUCUUGAGCAACGUUUUUCAUUAACAGUUCGAAUUGUUGUAACGAUUAUUUUUAUUUUAAACAAUACGAUUUAUAUAGCUGUUAUUCUCUAUGGACCAAGUUUAGCAUUAAGUCAAGUAACUGGAUUAGAUAUAUGGUUCGCAAUUGGUUCAUGUGGAAUUAUUUGUACACUUUAUACAAGUGUUGGUGGAAUGAAAGCAGUUAUAUGGACUGAUGUUGUACAAACAAUAGUGAUGUUUCUUGGACUAAUUUUAUCAAUUAUAUUCGGAUUUAUUGAUGUUGGUGGAGUGAAAAAGGUAUUUGAAAUUGCAAUAGAUGGUAAUCGAAUACAAUUAGCGAAUAUGACAUUUAACUUAUCAAUACGAUACACUGUUUGGAGUACUCUUAUUGGAGGUGGUUUGUAUACGACAGCUGCAUUUUCAUGUCUUCAAACUCAAGCACAACGAUAUAUGUGUGUAAAAAGUACACGAGAUGCACAAAAAGUCGCUUGGAUAAAUAUUAUUUUAAUGGCAAUAAUAUAUUUAUUUUGUGGAUGUAUUGGAUGUAUUCUCUAUGCUAAAUAUAAUCAAUGUGAUCCUCUUCAAGCUAAACUUAUUUCUAAACCAGAUCAAGUGAGAAAAUAA